CAGGCUCAUGAGUUGUAGGGAAUUAGAAUGUGCGCCUGAGCCAUCUGUGCCCAUAAAGCUCAUUUGUGUCUGCUUACGAGGAGAAAUUAUGCAUUAUCUGUUCUUAAAGCAAUGGAAACACUUUGAGUAUCAUUUCAUGGAAGGCAAGCGCUUCUGUUUGAGGAGAACCUUCAUUGUUUAGAGCACAGUGACAUCUGCUGUGAAGCUCACAGAAUUCAGCAUCGUUAAGGGCGGGAGAACCCAAAGAGUGAACAUCAGGAGAUGAGUUUUAGCGCUGCUAGUGCAGGGACCGCUUUACAGACAGAGCAAAAGAGGGUCUUAGAGGGUCCGACACGGUCAUGAGUCUCUGAAGUGCGGAGUGAACCGGACACAUGGAGCGGGGAGGUAGAAGCGCCAGUGGCUCCAUCAAACGGGCCUCCAUCAAACGCUCAGCAUCACAGAAGGGCCAGAAAGCUUGGAUUGAGAAAACCUUUCACAAAAGAGAAUGUAUUCAUAUAUUUCCAGCCAAGGACCCAGCACGGUGCGCCUGUGGUUAUCUAGUGACUCAGCACCCGGCCAUUCCGCCAGGCGCCAUCACCAACAAGCCCUCAGAAGAGAACCAGCUUGUGCACGUGAACCCUCCUCAAGAGAAAUGGUUCGUGGUUAAACAUACCCAGACUGCCCCUACUGAUGCCUACGGCAUCAUUGAAUUUCAAGGAGGAGGAUUUGUCAACAAAGCUAUGUAUAUUCGGGUGUCAUAUGAUACUAAGCCGGACAACUUGCUGCAUCUCAUGGUAAAGGAAUGGCAGCUGGAGUUGCCCACACUGCUUAUAUCAGUUCAUGGUGGCCUCCAGAACUUUGACCUGCAGCCCAAACUCAAGCAAGUCUUUGGAAAAGGCCUGAUCAAGGCUGCAGUGACCACCGGAGCAUGGAUCUUCACUGGUGGAGUCAGCACUGGAGUGAUCCGGCACGUUGGAGAUGCUUUGAAGGAUCACUCUUCGAAAUCCAGAGGGAAGGUCUGUGCUAUAGGUAUCGCUCCAUGGGGAAUCCUGGAGAGCAAAGAGGAUCUAAUUGGAAAAGAUGUGAACAAACCAUAUCAGGCCAUCUCCAAUCCUCUGAGCAAACUUGCCGUUCUCAACAAUAGCCACUCGCACUUAAUACUAUCCGAUAAUGGCACAUGUGGGAAAUAUGGGGCGGAGGUCAAACUACGCAGGCAGUUAGAGAAACACAUCUCCCUCCAGAAGAUUAACACGCGACUGGGCCAGGGUGUACCGGUGGUAUGUCUGAUUGUGGAGGGGGGUCCCAAUGUGAUCUCGAUUGUCUUGGAAAGCCUGCGUGAGGAACCGCCAGUGCCUGUAGUGGUCUGUGAUGGCAGUGGUCGAGCCUCUGACAUAAUUUCCUUUGCCCACAAAUAUUCUGAGGUUGAAGGACUGGUAAAUGAGGACGUAAAAGAGCAACUGCUGGUCACCAUCCAGAAAACCUUUAACUACAACAAAAUGCAGUCUGGGCAAAUUCUGCUCAUGGUCAUUGAAUGCAUGAAGAAGAGGGAGUUGAUAACAGUCUUUCGAAUAGGCGCUGAGGGACAAGAUGACAUUGAAAUGGCUAUCCUCACUGCCUUACUGAAAGGAACCAACGCAUCAGCUCCAGAUCAGCUGAGCUUGGCUCUGGCUUGGAAUAGAGUGGAUAUAGCACGCAACCAAAUCUUUGUGUAUGGACACAAUCUACCACCUGCGAGCACCCUCGCUAGUGCCAUCUCCACCAAUGCAGCACCAUUUCAUGAAAAGCAGAAAGGAGCAACUCAACGUAACAAAGGAAAGGCCAGAGGAAAAAAUCUAAGCAAUCUAAUGUCGCUUUAUUUCCAGCCUAAAGCCUUAAAGCUGCUUGGAAUGGAGGAUGAUGAGCCUAGGGCAAAAGGCAAGAAGAAGCAAAAGAAGAAGAAAGAAGAAGAAGAGGACAUUGACGUGGAUGACCCAGAAGUCAGCCGCUUCCAGUAUCCGUUCCAUGAGCUGAUGAUUUGGGCGGUGCUGAUGAAAAGGCAGAAGAUGUCUCUGUUCCUGUGGCAGAGGGGCGAGGAGGGUAUGGCUAAAGCUCUGGUGGCCUGUAAGCUCCUCAAAGCUAUGGCUCACGAGUCGUCUCAGAGUGAGAUGGUGGACGACAUAUCCCAGGACCUCGAUAACAACUCCAAAAAAAACUUCCGAGCUCUUUAUAACAAUCUUUAUGGACUAAAGAGGCCUAAAGCCCUAAAGCUGCUUGGAAUGGAGGAUGAUGAGCCUAGGGCAAAAGGCAAGAAGAAGCAAAAGAAGAAGAAAGAAGAAGAAGAGGACAUUGACGUGGAUGACCCAGAAGUCAGCCGCUUCCAGUAUCCGUUCCAUGAGCUGAUGAUUUGGGCGGUGCUGAUGAAAAGGCAGAAGAUGUCUCUGUUCCUGUGGCAGAGGGGCGAGGAGGGUAUGGCUAAAGCUCUGGUGGCCUGUAAGCUCCUCAAAGCUAUGGCUCACGAGUCGUCUCAGAGUGAGAUGGUGGACGACAUAUCCCAGGACCUCGAUAACAACUCCAAGGAGUUUGGAACAUUGGCCUAUGAGUUAUUGGAUCAGUCCUACAAACAUGAUGAGCAGCUAGCCAUGAAACUGUUGACAUACGAGUUAAAGAACUGGAGUAACUCUACCUGUCUGAAGCUUGCAGUGGCUGCCAAGCACAGAUACUUCAUAGCCCACACCUGCAGCCAGAUGCUCCUCACUGACAUGUGGAUGGGCAGCCUGAGGAUGGGUAAAAACCCAGGACUGAAGGUGAUCCUCAGCCUCAUUGUCCCACCUUUUAUCCUGCUGUUGGAUUUCCGUCUGGGUGAUGACACGUCUCAUCAUGUCACUGCAAAAAAUGAGGACAGGAAGACCAAGGAUGAUGAUAAGUCCGGCCGGGAUGCCAAUGCAGAUGCAGCCUCUAAAAAAGGAGACGAGGAGGAAGGUAAUAAGAAAAUGAGGCGGAUUCCAAUUGGAACAAAGAUCUUUGAGUUCUACAAUGCACCUUUCACCAAAUUUUGGUUCAAUACUAUUUCCUACCUUGGCUAUCUCAUGCUGUACAAUUACAUAGUACUGGUGAAGAUGGAGCGUUGGCCAUCUAUACAAGAGUGGUUCGUCAUUUCAUACAUCAUCACUUUGGGGUUGGAGAAAGUCAGACAGAUCUUGAUGUCAGAACCAGGCAAGCUCAGGCAAAAGAUAAACGUGUGGUUAGAGGAGUACUGGAACAUCACAGACCUGGCGGCCAUCUCUACCUUCUUGCUUGGCCUACUUCUUAGGCUGCAAAAUGAACCCUACAUGGGCUACGGCCGUGUGAUCUACUGCGUAGACACAAUCUUCUGGUAUAUCCGCGUACUGGACAUAUUUGGAGUCAACAAGUACCUAGGACCUUAUGUCAUGAUGAUAGGGAAAAUGAUGAUUGACAUGCUGUACUUUGUGGUGAUCAUGUUGGUGGUCCUGAUGAGUUUCGGUGUGGCACGGCAGGCUAUUCUACACCCAGACGAGGAGCCAACAUGGCGCUUGGCCCGCAAUAUCUUCUACAUGCCUUAUUGGAUGAUCUAUGGAGAGGUGUUUGCAGAUUCGAUAGACCUUUACGCAAUGGAAAUAAAUCCCCCCUGUGGAGAAAAUUUAUAUGAUGAGGAUGGGAAAAAGCUUCCACCCUGCAUCCCUGGAGCCUGGUUGACUCCAGCCAUCAUGGCCUGUUAUUUGUUAGUGGCCAACAUCCUGCUUGUGAACUUGCUCAUUGCUGUCUUCAACAACACGUUCUUUGAGGUUAAGUCCAUCUCCAACCAGGUUUGGAAAUUUCAGAGAUAUCAGCUCAUCAUGACCUUCCAUGACAGGCCUGUGCUACCUCCACCAAUGAUUAUCUUUAGCCACCUCUACAUUCUUUUCCGCAAACUCUGCUGCCGCUGUAGAAAGAAAAAGGAGGGAGAACUAGAUGAAAAGGAUAAAGGAUUAAAGCUUAUUCUUACCACGGAGGAGCUAAAGAUGCUGUAUGAGUUUGAGGAGCAAUGUGUGGAGGAAUAUUUCAGGGAGAAAGAAGAUGAGCAACAGUCCUCAAAUGAUGAGCGUAUCAGGGUUACAAAUGAAAGGGUGGAGAACAUGUCCAUGCGCCUUGAAGAGGUAAAUGAGAGGGAGAACACAAUGAAGGCCUCCAUUCAGACCGUAGACCUUCGUUUGUCCCAACUGGAAGACAUUAAUGGCCGAAUGGUGAAUGCCUUGGAAAGACUAGUGGGAAUCGACCACUCUGAAUUGACCCGGGCACGCUCAACAGCCUCUUCUAUUUGUGACCCCUCCUCUCUCCAACGUCACAGUAGCAUCAACAGUGCUGAUGGGUACAGCCUGUACCGCUAUUACCUGGGUGUUGAUGACCGUCCACCUGAAGAUAAAGAGGCAGAUCUGAGUAAAACAAUAAGCACUACAAACCUCAACACAAAGGAAUAUGGCCAGAAUCUAGAGGUAGAUGUUCCAGGGGUAAAAAGACGCCUUGGCUCAUGUGUGGACAUCCGAAUCUUCCCUUGUGAUAAGAGUGUUGAGGUUGAAGGGACAAUGCCAGAAUCACCAAAAUCUACAGUUCCUGACAACCAGACAUCUUCGGAUAAUGCAACAAAGAAAGAAGCAUUGAUGACGGAGAGAGUAAAACUUCAGGCAACUACCUCCUACUCUCUAGAAAAUGUUAAAGCAUUCAAAUACUAUCCUGGAGAAAUACAAAGCAUAUCCCCAUCCACUGUACGAAGGUGUUGGAGCACAAUCUCAUUUGAUCAAGCAAGUGGAAAGGAAGCAAAUCAAGAAGGAGAAGGAAUGGAUGGGUCUCCAGCUACAAGACGUUGGAGUGCUGGCUGUGAGUACAAGGUACACCCUAGUCUUUUUGGUCAGAUGCCAAAGGUAUCAAUGGUAAGACCCUUGGUAGACCAGACUGACCAGUUUAGCAACAGUUUCAAAGUAGAGCAACCUUCUGACCAGCCUGAGCAACAGAUGCUGAGAGUUUCUUCUAGACACAGUAAAGAGGACAUGGGAAUGCAAGAUGGGGAGAAGACACUGGACAGUUCAGGUGGAUCAAUGAAUCAUGAAAGUGCUCAGUCAAUAAUUGAAGAUGGGAUAAGAAACGCAGGAGAGAUCACUGGUAGACAGGCAUCGCUAGAUAUAGAUCAGGUAAAACGGGAAGAGGGUAGUGACGAUGUGGACAAAUGCCUGAAAGAUAUUGAGCAGGAGGUGACAAAGGAACCAGAUGAUCCUGAAGGAGGACUUGGAAAGGAGGAAAGUUCAGAGAAGCAAGAUGGACAGAAAACAGAGGAGAUACCAACAGGUGUAGGUCCCUUUGAUUCUGAAGUCCAAGCUGAUGGUAGCCAUCUGCUUCUGCCAGAAGACACAAUGUUUCUCCCCGGAAGAUCUAAGAGCUGGUCCACAAAACCUUGCAUGACCUUAGGAAACAGCUUAAAAAGAGCCUACGAAUCAAGCAGUGAAAGAGACCUUGCUGGAGCAUAUGGAGACUCUCCUGAUGAUCCAGGUUCACCAGCACAGAACACAACAAACGAUGCACCAUCAAACAAACCAUAAUCAGACACUCCAGUGAAAGUCCGAUAAGAAGAUAAAUUCAACAAAGACCGACACAUUUUAUAUUCUGUAUAUCCACCUGUAACAUUAUGUACUUGCAUCAAGAGUACGUAAUCAGGUGUUGUGAUCGAGUUAACUGAGUAGUAAAACUCUAAAGCCAUAGUAUCAACUGUCCAUUAUUUGUGUGCUUAUUUAAGGUACAAAAUACAUUAUGUGGCAGUAUGUAUCCUUGCUACCUGUUCUCGUCUUCAUCACACCAUUUAUGUGUUAUGGUUCAGAUGUUUUCUGAUUGGUAAAAUGUAAUGAUAAUUUAUGGGCUAAAAAGUAAGGCUAUGCGAAGUGAACUAGUGAAAGGACAAAAUGAGUCUACCCCAAUGCAAAAUGUUUGUAGUUGGCAUGUUGUACGAGUGGUGCAUUCUGUUCAUUGUUGGGAUAAGAUUGUGUAAUAGCACCAUCUGCUGUUCUGGAUGAUGAAUUGCUGGAAGAAAGAUGACACAAAUUGGAAAAAUAAGCUGAAAAAUAUGAAGACAGGUUUAUACAGUAUUUACUUUGGUUAUAUUUAGUAUAAAAGUCUACAAUUAAUAAA
This is a messenger RNA of Sinocyclocheilus grahami, 6129 nucleotides long. RefSeq names its product transient receptor potential cation channel subfamily M member 1-like. The record is from RefSeq and is a predicted model, not a curated record. Gene Ontology annotation, cellular component: plasma membrane. The coding region runs from base 372 to 5546 and encodes 1724 amino acids. Gene Ontology annotation, biological process: monoatomic cation transmembrane transport; protein tetramerization; metal ion transport. Gene Ontology annotation, molecular function: calcium channel activity. Lineage: Eukaryota; Metazoa; Chordata; Actinopteri; Cypriniformes; Cyprinidae. The transcript is spliced from 29 exons.